Lingula anatina is the source of this 1723-nucleotide messenger RNA. RefSeq lists its product as uncharacterized. The record is from RefSeq and is a predicted model, not a curated record. Gene Ontology annotation, molecular function: chitin binding. Lineage: Eukaryota; Metazoa; Brachiopoda; Lingulata; Lingulida; Lingulidae. Gene Ontology annotation, cellular component: extracellular region.
AUAAACACGAAGUUGAGUUUGAGGUAACCAAUUGAUAUACAUUUCAAACUUUAAGCUUCACUAUCUAUCCUGUUCAGCCGCCAUGGAACAUUUUUUGGUGCUGGCAGUGGUGACAGCCUUCACCCUGCCGACUUCCCAAGCCGUGUUCGACUGUUCCGGGAAGAAGGACUACUUCUACAAAGACGAUGUCAGCUGUAUCAAAUACUACGAGUGUCGCUACGGGCAGCUGGUGGGGACGUACUCCUGCUCACUGGGGUAUUUCUUCUCUCAGGAUGCUGUGGGUGGCAUCUCGGCUACCAGGCUCAUAGAGGACGGGGUGUGUACCCUUCACGGAUACCGUGCUGGCAUGGCGCCCGAAGGACCUUUUAUUUGUCCGCGAGCUGGCAUGUUUGCUGUCGUCAAAAACUGCUCCCUGUACAUCUUCUGUAACCGCGCAGACGUGGAGGGGAACACUCUGCAGUGUUCGGAACAGUUCUUCUUCAACGAGACCAUGGGAUCUUGUCGCUGGCGAGGCCACUUCAAAGACUGCCUUAGAGAUGGGACUCGGAUCACGUCAACACCACAUCCAACAACCACGCCGAGGCCUACACAAUGGAACCCCUGGCAAAGAACAACAAAAAGAAUUACUACCACGCGUGCUCCGACCACCACGGGAAAACCUUGCUUUAAAGAAGGCUUAAAGACUGUGGACAUUGAAGACUGCAGCGGCUUCUAUAUCUGCAUCAAUUUGGCUUGGGUUCGAUACCAGUGCCCGCCAUUGUUGAUGUAUAACAUUAAGACGGGCGCCUGCCAGUGGGAUGUGUUGGUGGACACGUGCGACAAAGGGAAGUUUAUAUGGACAACAACAACAACAAAAGUGACAUCGACCACAACUCUAGGAUACCGUGCCGACAUGGCACCCGAACGAGCUUUCACCUGUCCGCGAGCUGGCAUCUUUGCUGUAGCCAAGAAUUGCUCCCUGUUCAGUAUCUGUGACCGCGCGGACGUGGAGGGGAGUAUUCUGCAGUGCCCGGAUCAGUUCUUCUUCAACGAGACCAUGGGAUCUUGUCGCUGGCGAGGCCUCUUCAAAGACUGUCUUAGAGAUGGGACUCGGAUCACGUCAACCUCACCUCCAAAAUCAAAAACACUUACAACUACAAAGAGGGAGACAAGUGUUGAUAUUUCCGACAAAACGAAUAAUUUGGGGAUCCGUCAGCAAACUAGAGCUCCUUAUGUGCAAAUCAGUUACGCCGAAUCCCACUGCAGUGCAAAUACCAUAAUGGUUGCCGUUGCGCGCGAUGUCGUUGGCCCAUUGGCAGGUGACAUAAACCUUGUCGCCCAUCUCCGAGACCCACAAUGUACCGGGAAGGACAAUUCAAGUCACAUCUUGUUCACCUUUAGCCUUGACACGUGCGGCACUUCAGCUCGGUUGACCAAAGAUUUUGUCGUGUUCCAAAAUGAGAUUUUCAUCAAGAGCUGCUCCCUUGUCCAGCAACAGGUGUCCGUGCCCUUUGAAAAUUAUCUCAACACGGUACUCACGGUGUGCAAAUAUGACCGCAAGGAACUCCUGUCCAUCUCUUACAAGCCACAUUUCCGAACCAUGAAUGUUCUGGAGCAUGGAUAUGGUAACCUGACGUUUAGUCUACAGCAGAACCAUGGCGUCCAGUUUAAAGUACCGUACCAGCCGGACGACUACCCGCUGUCCGUGGACCUGAGGACCAGAUAUACAUCCGUCUGGGCGUGA